Messenger RNA from Hyaloscypha bicolor E, 888 nucleotides. RefSeq lists its product as uncharacterized. Bases 1 to 888 code for a protein of 295 amino acids. Lineage: Eukaryota; Fungi; Ascomycota; Leotiomycetes; Helotiales; Hyaloscyphaceae. The transcript is spliced from 2 exons. The record is from RefSeq and is a predicted model, not a curated record.
AUGCCGACCUUCCUCGUCCACGGUUUCCGCUGGCAGCGCCAAAACAUCCGCAUCCACAUCAUCCUGCACGACCUCGAAGACGCCGCCCCGGAAUGGGUUGUCGCGCCCGCGACAUCCGUCACGCUUUUAAACUCCUUCUACAGCCUCUACGACUUCCUGCCUCCGUCAAACCCACCGCCCGCUUCAUACCCUCUACCUGCCCCGACUGAGAAGAUUAUAACCAAAAGUGAAGAUGGGAAGCCGAAGGCGCUAACGAAGAAGAAGGGGAGUAUUGCGAGCUUGGGCUCGUUGGGACGGAAGAGCCGGCCUGCGAAGUUGGAGGCGAAGCGGACGAAUGGGAAUGGGAAUGGACACCAUGUCACUGCCAGUUCGGAGUCCGGGACUUCUCGGACAACCUCUGCGAGUCGGGACUCUAAAGGAGAGAACAAACCGACAUUUAACGAUUGGAGCGUGGUGAAGUUUGUCGAGCAGUAUGAUCCAAAUGAUCUUUCCUCGACGAGCCAGCCAUAUGCGUAUGUUGGGGAUUAUAUGGUUGAGGUGAAGCUUGGCGCUUCUGUUAAUGAGGAGAUUGCGAAGUAUGAAGCGCGGCAAAGGGCGGAGGAGCUGCCUCCUGGACUACCGGCUGGUGUGAUGAGUGCGAGGGAAAUCAGGAGGAAGAGUAGGAGGUUGGGCUGGUUUGAGAAGUUGAGGGAUGGGCUGCAGAAGGGAGCGGAUAUUGGGUGGUUUAUAGUUGUUUGUGGGGAUGAGGAAAGGGCUGCUCCGAGCAUGGAUUUGGGGAGGACAAGUGAAGAAAAUACAGACGAGGAGGAGCAGAAGACACCUAGAAGUGCGGGAUUGAGAGGCUUCUUCGGCACUGCUGGGAGGAGGAAGAACAUUCCCCAGGAAUGA